Messenger RNA from Lachnellula hyalina, 1527 nucleotides. RefSeq names its product DNA replication regulator (gene SLD2). Gene Ontology annotation, biological process: DNA replication initiation; mitotic DNA replication preinitiation complex assembly; DNA replication. The transcript has 2 exons. Gene Ontology annotation, cellular component: DNA replication preinitiation complex. Gene Ontology annotation, molecular function: single-stranded DNA binding; DNA replication origin binding. Lineage: Eukaryota; Fungi; Ascomycota; Leotiomycetes; Helotiales; Lachnaceae. The coding region runs from base 1 to 1527 and encodes 508 amino acids. The record is from RefSeq and is a predicted model, not a curated record.
AUGCAGGACCAAGAACGCGAAGAGCUGACUGAGAAGUCAAAUUCUCUGAGGAUAGAUCUGAAAGUAUGGGAAAAGAACUUCGCAGCGGCAAACAAUGGUCAGAAGGCUUCACGCGACGACAUCAAGAAGCAUCCUGAUAUUGCUGCAAAAUACAAAGAGUACAACAAAUCUCGAGAUAUCCUUUCCGGGAAACUCCACGUACCCCCAAAAGAAAGCAAACGUCAGACGCCCCAAAAACGGAAGCGUCAAGGAGGGCAUGCAGAAGGGACGAAACGACGUCAAGUAAUCGAGACACCUUCGAGAGGCGCUGCUCAGCCAUGGGAGUUAGAUCCUUACGACUCCCCAUCUGUUGUUCGAAACCUAUUUACACCCUCGAAGAAGACUGUCAUUGGACCUACACCACAAAAGGAUGGCCAAGUCCUGGGAUUAUUCGACCUUCUCCAAGAAGACGGCACUCCCUCAAAAGCAAAAGCAGAUAAUGCCACGCUUCAAGGACCUAUACAAGCCACGCCUCGCAAAUCUAGGCCGGACGACGUUCUCAAACUCACCCGCACCCCCUCAUCAACAACUCGCUCCAUUCUCCACCCCUUCGCCACUCCUCUCAAGAACCGCACUCUCAACAGCCAAGGCGGCCACACCCCUUCCUCAACAUCCAAACUCCACUUUUCCACCCCCUCCUUCCUACGCCGCGACACCCACAGGAACGCUCUCCCGCCCAUAAACGAAGAUGCAGACCUAUCCCCCCAAAUGGCCCGCGUCCCACGAAAACCCCUCGUCCGCGGUCUAAGCAGCAUGCUCGCCGGACUCCGCAAGAUGGAAGAAGAAGCCGCGGACGAGGAUCUAGACGCUUUGCAUGAAAUGGAGAACGAAACCCCAGGACCAGGAACUGGAAGUGGAAGGGGAAGUGGAAAUAGCAGCAAACCGCCUACCAAACCAGCAGCACCAGCAGCAGAAUUUCCAAAAGAUAUAGUAGUAGAAGACAGCCAACCGCGCCUCCCACUAGGCGGCUUCGACGACGAAGCAAUGUUCGACAGCUCCGGCUCGGAAGGCCACGACCGAGACGGCCAACCAUUAAAAGUCUACAAGAAAAAAGGGCAGAAACGCACUACACGCCGCGUGAAAAUGAAGCCCGUACGCUCUAAACCCUCCACCUCCCUCCAACCACCCGCACCCAUCGACGAAGACAGCGAGGACGAGCUGACCCAAGACGCUGUGCCCGAGACGCAGGCAGAGGCAGCGGAUGCGUCUCAGGCGGUGGAGGGGCUGGGGGAGGAAGGAGGAGAUUUUGCAGAGGCGCGGAAUUUCGAUUCGGAUUCUCAGAGCGAGUAUACGGCUUCUGAGGGCGGGACCAGGUAUAAGAGGCCGGAUCAGCAGAAGAGGAAGGUUAUGGGGAGGGAUGGGAAGAUUAGGAGAGGGGCGAGUAAAGUUACUGCGUUGGCGAACCAGAAUUUUAAGAGGUUGAAGUUGAGGAACGCGGGGGCGAAGGGGGGUCCAGGGAUUGGGAGUCGGUUUAGGAGAAGGAAAUAA